AUGGACAUGUCAGCCAUUUUGAAAUCCUUAUGCAAGGAGUUCCUGUCGUACAACGUGUCAGCUAUCCUUUACCUGAUAAACUACGAGCAAUAUGGCCGCAGUACCGCGUCAGCACAGUACUUCCUGCAACUAGCAGGCUAUCUGGGCAUUCCGGUCAUCGCGUGGAACGCUGACAACUCGGGCUUGGAAAGGAAAGCAGCAAGGUCUUCCCUCCAACUUCAACUUGCACCAAGCUUAGAACACCAAACCGCAGCCAUGUUGAGCAUAUUAGAGCGGUACAAGUGGCACCAGUUUUCAGUUGUUGUCAGCUUGAUAGCUGGUCAUGACGACUUCAUACAAGCGGUGAGGGAGAGGGUAUCAGCAAUGCAGACAAAAAAAGGACCGUUGUACAAUUGGGAGAGCGAGAAGGAGCUCCAAAGUGAAAUUAAGGAGCUAAAAGCUGAUGGUAUGUCGAACAAGAGGAUGUAUUUUGACUUUUUAGAUGUAGUUGCGGAAGUCACAGAAAGACAGAAAAGGAAAAACAAUAUUAUAGUUUUCAAUAUUGAAGAACCAGAUCAGGGAAAAUCUCCCGACGAUAGAGCCACAUGCGACAAGGCUGCAGUUAAGGAAAUUUUGCGAUAUCAGGAACAAUGGACAUUUAGUAUAUAA
Messenger RNA from Acanthoscelides obtectus, 648 nucleotides. NCBI's taxonomy places the organism in Eukaryota, Metazoa, Arthropoda, Insecta, Coleoptera, Chrysomelidae. The record is from the annotation of a GenBank genome assembly.